This is a messenger RNA of Nilaparvata lugens (brown planthopper), 6013 nucleotides long. Its product is annotated as mediator of RNA polymerase II transcription subunit 1. The record is from RefSeq and is a predicted model, not a curated record. Gene Ontology annotation, biological process: regulation of transcription by RNA polymerase II. The transcript is spliced from 11 exons. Gene Ontology annotation, molecular function: transcription coregulator activity. Gene Ontology annotation, cellular component: mediator complex. Bases 138 to 5495 code for a protein of 1785 amino acids. NCBI's taxonomy places the organism in Eukaryota, Metazoa, Arthropoda, Insecta, Hemiptera, Delphacidae.
UGCAAAACAAAUAUGGCCGCUUUGCCGUCUGUAGAUGUUUAUUGGGAACGUUGAAAAUGUUUUAUAAUUAUAAAUUGCUUGAAUUAAAGUUUAAUAAUUAAUAACAAUUUAUAAUUCAAUUGAAAUUACCUACAACGAUGAUGGAUAAUCCACUAGUGAACGCCGUGACGAGUUGUCCCGCGGGCAGUGCGAUCAUGGACAAAUCGAAAGAAUGGCAGAUGGAAAUGUUGAUGGAAAAGCUGAGAUCAAAAUCGGGGCAGUUUAAGUCAUUUUUCGAAAGUGCCAAAGCAUUAAGGAUGUGUUUACUGGAGAAACGCUACCCGGUGGACAGUUUAGAGCGUAGCCAACUGCACAAAUGUCUGGACACUCUGCAGCAGAAUAUAAAGGUGGCAACACUGCAAGCUAUGGUGGAGCGGCUAGAGAGCGUAUCGCGACAGCUGGGGCUAAAAUUCGUGGCGGGACCCACAGGUUUGGAUUGGUUCAUAUCUUCGGACAUGUUCUAUUUGGAGGUGGUCCUGGAGGCCAGCGGAGCAGUCAAGGAUGUCAAAAUCCACCACGAGGGGAAAGUAGAACAACAGAGUUGUGAGGAAUUAGUCUCCUGCCUGACCCGCCGUGACUUCGCCGACUUUGCCAACCAGCUGGAGGGACUGGCCGGCAUCUACCAGCUGAAUGCAGACAAGAAGGUCAAGUGCAAAGCUUUCACCGCCCUAACUUCACUCGAGGCAGACCUCACCAGUCUGGCAGCUGUGGGACCUGGACCACUUGACAUCCAGGCGCAAGUGCACAGGUCGCUGGUUGGGGUGCUGCAGAAACGCAGGGGAGGCCACCCAAUGAAACUGACCUACUUUGUCAGCCCCUACGACUUGUUGGACACAGAAGCCAACCAGUCGCGACCCCUGACUGUUGACAGUCUACUGGCUGAUGACAAAGUGGGACACAGUGUCACCGUCUGCAUGGAGGGCUCACUGUCGCACAAACUGCAAACUGCCACUCUGGUCACCCUGAACAACCAGAAUAACGGCAAAAUCCCAUCACCGUCCUACACCCCUCUAACGGCCGCUAACAGCGCCAACCUCCCAGCCUGCUUUGCACUGAGACUCUCGCAACCGAUGCCCGUCUGCCUCCAGCUGUUGGACCAAAUCAGACGCGUCAUCAGCGCAGGAGGAGAUGUGGGAGGAGGAGGUGGAGGAGGAGGAGAAGGUGGAACCCAAUGUGCUGUGCAGUUGGUGGGCAGUCAGCAGCCCAUGUUGGCACUACUGGUGGCUAAGGGAGGUGGUGGUGGUGGUGGUGGAGGAGGAGGAGGAGGAGGAGGAGGAAAGGAGGUGACCCCGGUUGAGAAUCGUGGAAUGUUUGUGACACUACCUGACCACACCCAUUGCUACUUCAUGACUGAGAACCGGCAGUUGGAGGGGGUUCUAGUGACCAGUAUACCGUUCAGUCAUCCCUCACAUGUGCCCAAGGUCAUCGCUCUGCUAAGACAACAGGCUCUCUUCAAUACACUCAUAACCAGCUGUAUUCGACCUAAUGCUAAGCAUGUUGCCGACCUGGAGAAGACGAUAAUAAUGGAGCUGACCCCUCUGUCGUGGUGCCAGAUCUCGAUCUCUCUGGAGCACCCUGUAGAGGAGAGUAUGGCCACAGCUGAGUUGGACCUGAGCAAUGUGUCAGCUGUCAAGUGUAAGGUGUACACGUCCUCCAACGAAAACCAUUCGCCCGACUAUGCCACACGCGUGCUACAGAGAUCCCUCUCCAUCCCAGUCACGAUGCGAGCCCUAAUCAAAUCCUGGCAAAAAAUGACCAGCAUAAAAACGGAGGUUGACCAAGGAUCAGGAGCAGGAGGAGGAACUGGAGGAGUAGGAGGAGGAGGUGGAGGGGGAGGAAACAUGAUGAACGACGGAGGAGGAGGAGGAAAUCUAGGAGGCGGAGGAGGAGGUGGCAGUCUAGAUGAGACAAUCCGGAUUAAACCAGAUCCAGAUGGCAUGAUGAUGGAGGAGGAGGAGGAGACGAAUGCUGGCGGGGAGGUAGUGGGUGUGGAGGAGGAAGAGGAGGAGGAGAUGGAGGUGGAAGAGGUGGUGGGGAAGCCAGAGGAGGGGGAGGGGAAGGUGGUAGAGGGAAAGCAAGAGGAGGAGGAGGAGGAUUUGCCGAUGCAUGUGUUGGAAGCAAUCAUUAGUUCGGAUUUGUUGUUGAAUGUGCCCGACCAUUUAAACUUGAAGGAUGCGGUGGAGCUGUUUGGCCUGGGGGGACCACCGCAUGCCACCACUGAACCCCCUCAAACCUCCGCCUCCACAACCGCAAAAGUUGUCGAUGAUGAUGUCGCCGCAAAAGAGUUGAAGAAAGUGUUAAUGUCUGGUGGAGGCGAUGACGAGAAGAAGAAGAAGGUGGAGGUAAAGAAGGAGGAGGAGGAGCCGGAAGAGGAGGAGGAUGACCUCCUGGGAUUGUCCAAGAGUUUAUUAGAGGCAGCCCCGUCUCUUUUGCCUGAUGUUGCCGUUGAACCACUGGCGUUAGCCACUGAUGUUCCCAACUUGCUGGCCACUCUGUCGGGGGAUGUCAGUGAUGUUCCUGCUGCCUCAAAAACUGCUGAACCUGCAACAAAAUCAGGCAAAAAACGCAAGUGGAAAACAGAGGAAGAGGGGGAGAUCGUGGUGGAGUCAUCCAGUAGUGACUCGUCAACAACUCUAGGUAGCAGCAAAGAAGAGGUUGAGGUUGUGUCUAGCAGCACACUGCAACCGGUGCUAAGUUUGUCGCCAUCCUUGGAGCCACCGGAACCCAAGAAGCGGUCGCCCAACUCGAUUCUGCAGGAUUUGGAGAAUAAAAACCUGGUGCCUCCCACAGUCAGCAUCACUCCCAUCACAACAUCCAACAUUAACUCUGUUUUGGGGUUGGAGAGACGUCCUGGCAUUGAGUUGAUUCCAAUCGCCAGCCCCAUGACGAGUUCUAGCAGCAGUAGUAGUAUCACAAUUACACCGAUUUCAAAAAACGGGGGGAGUGGGGGUGGAGGAAGUAGUACUAGUAGUAGUAAGAGUAGUAGGGGAAGUAGUUCUAGUAGCAGUAAGAGUAGCAGUAAUAGUAGUGAAGAUAAGGACAAGAAGAGGAAGAGGAGGAGAGAGGAUAAUUUCAUGGGGCCUCCCAAGCAAGAUCCGUUGUUGAAACCGGUUUCAGUCAGUAUUAAACCAACGGAUUGUGGAGGCUCGCCUAGACCAGUGUCUCCCAGCAGCUCCAAAACCCCCAGCAAGUCCACAAAACAUAGUCAUAGUCCUGUGUACACAUCCAGUCCCAAAAGCAGUCCCAAACACCGCACGUCUUCCCCGUCUGGAAAACCUAGCAUGUCUGCACUGAAAUCUGCCUCGUCUGUCAGCUCACCCAAGCCUGACAGUUCUAAAAGUAGUAGUAGUAAGUCUAAAGAUUCUGGUGGUAGGGAUAAAGACAAGAAGUCUAGUAGUGGUCAUCAGAGUCCCAAGUUGAAGUCGUCGACUGUCAAACUGAAGCCACUGGAUUUGGGAAGUGGUGAUGUGGCAGGGGCGAAUCCAGGGGUGGGGGGCAGUGGAGGGGGUAGUAGUACACCCCCCAGUGGUGAGAAGUUGUUGCAGCCGCAGCAGAUCCGCAACCGCAAGGGUUCACUGUCAGCAGUCAUUGACAAACUGAAAUCCGCCCAACAUUGUGGCGAUGGUAUUGUGCUGGAAGGUGGGGCCAGUGUGUCAGCAUCAACCAACGUCAAACUGUCACCUAGUGGAGGUGCAGCUACAGCCUCUGGUGCCACCCCAACCUUGUCCAAAGAUGCUGCCAAAGUGGGUGGCUCAGGUGUGGUGAAAUCUGCCUCUGGCGACAAACUGGGCCCUAAAGCUCCCGGUGAUAGUAAGGUGCCUGGUGAAUAUAUGGUCAAGCACAGUUCAGAUGGGAUGAAGAUCACCAUCAACAAGACACGUGCCAAAGACUCGUCCAAAGCUAAGAGUAGUGGUAGUAGCAGUUCUGUAGUCCCAUCUGGGUCGGGUUCCCCUAAAACUCACACCGGUCUGAAGCCAGGAGUGAACAGUGGUCCUGCUUCCAAGAAACCACAGUCGAGUGCGUCUAGUAGCAGUUCUUCAUCUUCCUCGUCUCAGCGUGUGAGUGCUAGUGGAACCAAGGUGCUGAGCAAAACAGCCAAAACAGUUUCACCCAACUCCAAAGCCAAAUCAUCGAGUAGUUUGUUGUUGAAAGAUGGUAGUAAACUGAAGACAUCCAAAUCAUCAGUGUCAUCAUCAAGUGGCUCCUCUUCAUCAUCAUCAUCUUCUAUCUUUGCCAAGAGUGAUCUGAAGAAGAUGAGUCCACAUCGCAGUGGUGGGGGAGAGGAUGGUGCCAAAACUGAGUUUGGCCUGAUUCCUCCGCAGUUGGUGGUUGAAGGUUUGAUUAAGCAGUUGGAUCCAAACUUUCAGAUUCCAAAGUUGUCGGCCAGGCAGAACAAUAAUAACAACAACAAUAGUAGCAGUGUGAACAACAAUAUGACAAUGUCAUCAUCAUUGGGUGGUGAUGAUGCUGGUAAGAAAGGAGGGGUAGUUGUGAAUGAUAGUGGUGGGAGUAAGGUGGCGAGUGGAGGGGGUAAUAGUUCUAUGGGGUCUUCUUCGACAAGCUCUAGUAGUACAAGUUGUGUUGUUGAGUCUAAAUCAGUGAGUGAUCCAGGAACUCAUCCAUCACGGAUUGAUGGCCUCAGAGCAGCAGCUGCAAUGGGUUUGAAAUUUGAAGGUAGUGAUUUUGGAGGGAAGUCAGCUGAUUUUUUAGGGUCUACCUCCACCACUACCGGUACAGUUACCAGUAGUGGUGGGGGGGCUGCUGUGUCAUCAGCACUGCUUGAGUCGGCUUCCAGUCUGCUGCGUGGUUCAGUUGAUAGUUUUGCUGCAAAGAUUGAGGAGAAAAUGCUGGAUCUCACGUCUACCAGUUCAGAUGUAGUGGUUGAUUUGAAAAAAGUGUCACAGAAAGCUUCAAGUAUUUUGGCAGCUACCACCUCGACAGCAUCCCAGGAAGCAGCUGAGAUUCUGUUGGACAUGUCAACAUCAUUGCAAGCAGCAAACAAGAUGCUAAGUGCAGGUGACAAGCUGUUACCAGACAAAUUGGUGCCAAAUGUAGGUCCCAACACUGACAAAAUGGCACCCAAUGUAGGACUAAACACUGACAAAACUGCGCCCAAUGUGGGACUAAGCACUGACAAAAUCGCGCCCAAUGUGGGACUAAGCACUGACAAAAUGGUCACUAAUGUGGGACUUAACGAAAAAAUUGCACCCACAAGUUUCUCACCACUUUUAGCCAUCACCCACCACAAACGCAGCACCCCUCCUCCCUCCACUUCAACUACCCCUCUCCCUCCACCCUUGCCAGUUACAUUUUCUGUGCCCUCACCUUCGGUUUCUGUGCACAUUGUCAAGUCACCGGCUCCAUCACCGCUAAUAAUUCCUUCACCACAUUCUGCAUCACCCUGUAUCACAGACGAUGAACUCAUGGAUGAGGCACUGGUCAAUAUAGGCAAAUAGCAGCUAGCUGUUGUUUAGGGCUGUGAAACAUGCACCAGUAAUGUUGUAUGGGUGUGAAACAUAUUCCAAUACUGAGGUCACAUAUUGUUAUAUAUGGGAAUAAAAACAUGUAUAUCACAAUAUAGUACAGUAUUGUUGUAUGGGAGUGAAACAUGUAUCCAUGGUGACAGUUGUUAGUGAAUCUCACUGUAGCUGUUGUAUAGGGAUGUAGAGUUUGGACCAGGUUUGCUAUAUAGCUUCGAAACCUGUAUCAUAAUAUAGACCAGCAUUACUUUUAUGGGUGUAAAAUAUGGUCAAUUACUGUAAUCAAUUUUUUGUAUUCUAUUCUGUAAUAGUUAUUUACUGUUCAUGAUUGAAAAGUUGUUUUGUUUCAAAUGAUUGUAGCCUAUCGAUGCCAAAAUGAAGAAACGUUUGAUUUGUAAUAGAACAGUCUGCAGACAGGAAAGUAGUAGCAUAGAGAAACAAUAGCGUAAGUAGAUAUGGCAUGGUAUAGGGCGUUUAUAUCGCAACUUUUACUG